CCCGGCGGGGACAGACUCGCGUGGGGCAGCGCGAAUGCGCCACGCGGGUCCCCGCUCCCGGGCCGUGACUCCAGGGCGCUGCCGCCCAGCUGCCGAUGCCCCGGGCGGGGCAGCUGCCGGCGAUGCUGUGCUGCAUGCCCGGCGUGGCUUUCGUCCCCGCUUUGCUCGUCAGCUGGUCCUCGGCCGCCUUCAUCAUCUCCUAUGCGAUCGCCGUGCUGGCAGGGCACAUCGAGCCCCUCGUCCCCUACAUCAGCGACACUGGAACUAAACCUCCAGAGAGUGGUGUCUUCGGUUUUAUGAUUAAUAUUUCAGCCCUUUUAGCUGCAAUUACAAUGUACAUCAGAUAUUUAUUAACAGAGAAGCAAAAUGAGACAUCACACUUUGUUAGGUCUUCAUGCAAUAUGUUUACAUUAUGUAUUGGAUUGAUGGGCUGCACUGGAAUGGGCAUAGUUGCAACUUUUCAGGAGCUGGCUGUUCCCAGUGUCCAUGACAUAGGAGCUUUGGUGGCAUUUGGCUCGGGUGUUGUAUACAUUACACUUCAGUCCAUAAUCUCUUACAAGUCCUGCCCACGAUGGAACACUUACUUUGUGUGUCACAUAAGGAUGGCCAUAUCUGUAAUAUCAUGCAUUGCUUUCAUUCCCAGUAUCCUUUAUGUUUCCUUUACACUGUUUUUCCCAGUGAUUGUGUUCGCUUCAAAAAUUUCCAUGACAAAAAUUGAUUGGACCCCAGGUGAAAAGGAUUAUACUUACCACUUUAUGAGUGCAAUCUGUGAAUGGACGGUGGCCUUUGGUUUCAUCUUCUUCUUUUUAACAUUCAUUAGAGAUUUUCAGGGAUUUUCUUUAAGGAUAUCAACAGAAAUACAUGAAGACUGCUGAUAGUGAAAAAACCAAUAUGUUAUAUCUAUGAAUAUUCUAGGUUUCUUUUGACUUACAGAAAAUGUGGCAGAGGGACAGGGAUUGAUAAGUUUGUAUGGAGAACCCAUGCCAUUAACUCUGCAACAGCAACCACUAAAAGAUUUUAAAAUCUCACAGCAAAGUUCCUGCUGCCUUUUUGCAGCAUUUUGUAAUUUUAAAAGGUUUGGUACAUUAAAAAUACUGUAAUAAAAGCAAUAUCUAAAAGCACUGGAAAAUCAUUCAAGGACUUGAUCUCCUCAGCUCUUCCAUUUUGGACAUAUCUGUACUUUUUCAUUUGCUGUAGUGUGAUUAGUAGCAUUAGUUUUAAACUUGAGAAUGUACCUUUUGCAAAGAGGGAAGUGUAAAGGCAACGGAAAUCACUAGGACUGAAUUCCUACUGUUAAGUUGCAAGGGCUGUAGAGGAUGGUGAGAGCAAGAAUGGGCAUCUUUGUUUCAAGACCAGAAAUUUGAACUUAGUAGGUGGUAACACUAUGCAUAUUUCUGAUACUGGGCACUAUAAUGCAAAUGCAAAUCCUGAAAGAAAUUUAAACUAUAUUGCUUGGAAAAUGUUAUCUAAUCAUUACUGCAAUACAUGUUGUAAAAAUCCACCCCUUUUUUCCUUUUAUGCACUGAUGGUCGUAGGAAACAUAAAACAGAAGGGAGAAUAGAAAGUAAAUUACAUUCAAGUGUUAUGUAUUAAAGAGAAAUCUUACUGCAAUUUGGUUAAUAUAUAGCAGAAUUUUCCAGCCUGUAUUUUAAUCUAGAAUGGAGUGAAGAAGGUCUCAAAAAAAGUCUUUGGGAAUGAAUGGAAAAUAAGAAGAGGCACCAGCAGUUUUCAGUUGUUUAUAUAUAUAUAUCUUUUUUAUAUAUAAAACUGAAUUAAAAAACAAACCUGGAGAGCAUCUGUAGUGAAGAUAUUUGCUGCUGUAGUUACUUCUGUGAUGAAAGACUUGGAAAGGAACUAAUUGAGAAGUCAGAUGUUACAAGUAUCUGCAGGCAAAAGGUUCUUUCAUGGACUGAUUCACCACCUCCAUUCAGUGCAUUAACCUCUUGGUUGUCAAUUAAGUACUCUGCAAAUUACAUUUUCCACACUAUCACAGUUUAUGCAGAAAUAUUGAUGAUUUUCAGUUGCUAAUAUCCACAAGAUAAAACUAAUGUGUGUUUUGGGAAGUGAUGUCAUCUGUUGAUAUUUCUUUUAAUGUGUAUUUUAAACUGUAAUAAAUUUAGCUGUUUCACAACUUAAA
Messenger RNA from Corvus hawaiiensis (hawaiian crow), 2137 nucleotides. RefSeq names its product DNA damage regulated autophagy modulator 1 (gene DRAM1). Gene Ontology annotation, biological process: regulation of autophagy. Lineage: Eukaryota; Metazoa; Chordata; Aves; Passeriformes; Corvidae. The transcript has 7 exons. The coding region runs from base 96 to 875 and encodes 259 amino acids. The record is from RefSeq and is a predicted model, not a curated record. Gene Ontology annotation, cellular component: lysosome.